CCAGGAAGAACACGCACAAAACGGCCUCAGUCUGAACGACCAGUCCAAUAGUAUUGCUGGUUAUACACUGCAAUCAGCAAAUUGCGCAACCAUACGGCGAGAACAGCGUCUGAUAGUGUGCGUGGAGCCUCGUGCGGCGCCGGGGCCGGCAUUUGGCGCGUAGUUCUGCCGUUUGGCCGGCCGGGAAGGGGCCUUCGGGCCCCGAAAUGGCAACCAAUGGCGUGGACUUUGCCGAUGUCCGGCGACGUAUCAACGGGCUUCGGAAGCCGGACCUUAUGGAGUGCCUGGAGCGCCUGGGCAUGCGGAAAAGUGGAAACAAGGGCGAGCUCCAGACUCGGCUGCUUGAGCUGUUCGAGGAUAGCUACCACCUCGUCAACAGCGGCUCCGUGCCGCGUGACAUGUGGCGGCUGGCGGCGGCGCAGCGCAUCAUAGAGGACGUGCACAACAAGAUGCACGGAGGAGGCGGCGGCGCGGCGGCGGCAGGACCAGGAGCAGCAGGCGCGGCCGUGGCAGCGGCGCCCGGGUACCGGGGCUACGGCACCCAGCAGCCCACUCCGGCUGGCGCGGGCGCAGCAGCAGCAGUAGCCGCAGGCGGCAGCAGCCGCCACGGCGCAGCCGCCUACGCCAAUGGCGGCGGCGGCGGCGCGCUGGCGGAAUCCCUGACCGCAGCGCUGCGCGAGCGCGGCGGCACACGCGCCGCCGCCGCCGCCAGCCGCGUCAUCCGCUGCGUGUGCGCGCAGCCGUCCGCCGACCGGCCGCCGCUGCUGCAGUGCGCCGCGCCCGGCUGCGGCGUGUGGCAGCACUCGGCCUGCGUGGGCGUGCCGCACGGUCAGCGCCCCGCCGGCCCUCGUGGCGAGUUCUAUUGCGAGCGGUGUCGCGUGGCGCGAGCCGACCCGUUCUGGGAGAUCGUUGACGCCAGCAUCACGGCGCCCAUCCUGCCGGCGCCCACCGGCAAGACGGCUCCGCCGCCAGGCAGUACGGAGCCGCAGUACGUGCGCACGGCGGAGCGGUCGUUCGAGCUGAGUGCGGCGCAGCACAGCCGCUUCCGCAGCCGCCAGGGCGACCACCAGCUGCAUCUGGCCUGCCUGCAGCUGAACGACGCCGUGCCCUGCCGCCACCACUGGCCGCUGGGCUGCAGCCUGGAGGUGAACGGCGUGCAAUACCGCGUGUACGCGCGCGGCGGCGGCGCCAAGCUGGGAGCCAACGCGCGCGACGAGCCGGCCAACAUAGGGCUGCUGUGCCCCCGCGGCCGUCUGACGCUGCAGUGCACCGACAGCCGCGGCUUCCUGCUGCUGGUGCUGCUGGUGCGCAAGCGGGCGGCGGCCGAGGUGCGCGGCCUCAUGAAGCCGCAGCUGGCGCCGCCGGACGCAGUGGCGCGCGUGCAGCAGCAGCUCCGCGGCGACGACGACGACGAGCUGCAGGUGGGCGCCACCGUUCUGAGCCUGCGCUGCCCGCUGCUGGGCAGCCGCAUCCGCACGCCCGGCCGCUUCGCCGAGGUGCCGGGGCUGGCCUGCUUCGACCUGGAGGCCUUCCUGGACAGCGCCGCGCGCACCCGCAAGUGGCAGUGCCCCACCAGCAUGGCGCACACCUCCGUGCACUCGCUCAUGGUGGACACCUACAUGCAGCGCAUCAUCACCGCCCUGGCCGCACACCCCGCCGUCACCGAGGUGGAGGUGGACGGCGACGGCGGCUGGCGCCCCGCCGGCAGCCGCGACAGCUUCUACUCCAUUCUGGAGGAUGACAACCCGCUGGCGCGGCCCGGGGCGGCGGCGGCAGCGGGGCUGAAGAGCGAGGGCGAGGGCGCGGCAGGAGGGGGAGCGGGAGGGGGAGCGGGAGGAGGAGGGAGAGGAGGGGAGGACAAUGAUGAGGAGACGGAUGAGGAGGAGGAGCUGCGGCGCGCGGCGGCGGCGGUGGCGGGGCAGAAGCGCAAGCGCGCGCCGUCGCCGGACGUGAUUGACCUGGCCGACUCGGAUGAGGAGGAGGCCGCGGCGGCGGCGAAGCCGCCGGCAGCAGCGCCUGCGGCUGCGAGGCCGGCGCAGCCGGCAGCAGCGGCGACGCCGGCGGCGGCGGCAGCGGCGGCGCAGGCGGCGCAGCCGGGCCGAGUGCAGCACACGGCGGUGCCAAACGGCGGUGUCGCAGCCGCGGCAAGGGCGGCGCCAGCAGCGGCGGCCGCGCAGCCGCAGCCGCAGGCACAGCAAGGGCAAGGGCAGCAGCCACAGGCGCAGGGGCAGCAGUCGGGCGGCGGGUUGCGGAUAUCGCUCCAGCCCAAUCGGUGGGUGGUGCAGGGCCGCGGGACCCAGCCUGCAGCCGCCGCCACCACUGCGGCUGCGCCCGCCGCGCCAGGGAAGCCUGUAACGGCUGCGUCUGCGGCCGCGCCGGCGGCGGCCGCCGUCCCGCUCGGUGGCGUCGUUGCGGCGCAGCGGCAGGCGUACGAGCUGUUGGCGAGGCAGGCGGCUGCAGCGGCGGCGGCGGCGGCAGGCGGUCAUGCAAGCGCAGCGCGCACAGCGGUUGUGGGCGGCGGUGGCGGCGGCGGCGCCACAGGCGCGGGAGGGCAGCAAGCACAGGGGCACAUACAGGCGGCAGCACCCGUGCAUCAGGCGCACGCGUCGGCGCGGCCGGGAGCAAUGGCGGCGGCGGCGGCUGCGGCGGGCGGUACGGGCACGGGGGUCGGCGCGGGCGCAGGCGCAGCGGCGGCGGGCGCGGUGUCGGCGGCGACGGCAGGUGCGGGCGGGCUCUCGCAUCGCUCGACUGUGAAUGCGGCGGCUCGGAACCCCAUACGCAUCAGCAUGGCUGCGGGGGUGCCGGCGGGGCCGGGUGACUCAGGGAACAACGCAGCCGCGUCCAGGUCUGCCGCCGGCACUAGUGGCGCUGGGGCGGCGCCGGCGCAAGCGGGGGUGGUGGCUGCUCCGCACCCGAACGCAGCCGCGGCGGCGGCGGUGGUGGCGAUAAUGGCGGCGGCGGCAGGGCGGACAGGGCCUGGCGGCGGCGGCGGCGGCGGGCAGUCGGCGGCGGCACUGCCAGCAUGGCUGACAGCCGCCCAGGCUGGCGCUGGCGGCGGCAGUAGCUCCAAUCAGCAGCAGCAGCAGCAGCAGCAGCAGCAGCAGCAGCAGAACAAGUCACAAGUAUUAGGCAUGCCUGGGGCGGUAGCAGUGCCGCCGCCAGCUGCGCGGCCGCUACCGCAACAGCAGCAGCAUCAACAGCAGCAGCCGCAGCAGCAGCCGCAGCAGCCGCAGCGGUCCGCAGCUGACUGGCUGCGUCAGGCCGCGGCGGCGCAGCAGCAAAGCCAGAAGCAGGUGGCGACGGCGGCGGCGGCGGCGGUGGUCGCGGCCAUGCAGCAGCAGAACUCCUACUACGCACAAGUCCAGGCGGCGACGGGGAUACACAACGGCAACCAGCCGCUGCAGAAACAGCAGCAGCAACAACAACAACAGCAGCAGCCGCAGCAGCAGCAGCAGCAACAACAACAGCCGCAGCAGCAGAAACCGCAACAAGCGCCUGGGACCGGGACGCGACAACAAACACCGCCGCCACAGACAGCAGCUGCAGGAGUCGCCCAGCAGCCGACAGCACCAAUACCACCACCACCACCACCACCACCACCACCACCACCACCACCACCACCACCAGCAAGAGCACCUGCGCCAGCGCCUGCGGCCGCGCCGGCCCCGGCUGCGGCUGCGGCCGCGCCGGCGGCGGCUGCCGCCGCGGCCCCUGUGCCGCAGUCGCCCGACGUCAUCGACUUGGCGACCGACAGUGGGGACGAGUCUUGACAGCGGCAACAGCAGCGGCCAUUGCAGCUGGUCCGGCGCCAGCGGCGUCCGCGGUGGAACCUGCGGCGGCGCCGGGAAGCGAUGCCAUGCCAGGCGGGCGCUCCGCUGUCGGAGGCUACCUGACACGCGCCGCUGUCACUGUCCUUGCUUGACUGGGAACUGGCGAAGACGCAUGUAUGCAUGCAGCGGCUUGUCAAGCUGCGUGUCGGCGCACCAGUAGGCAGCACGUGUGCCUCGUUGUUAUCGGGGCUGCAUCCAUCGACAAGGACUGACUGACAUCAACUGACACACGGCUCAUUUGAUCUAGCAUUUCAUUCAAACUGCCUGCCGACGGCGUGCCGUGGGGUUGUCUGUUGCCUGAACGCCAGCGUUGAGCCCCGGCGGCGCAGGGCCCCGGCGGCGCAGGGCCCCGGCAGCAGCGGCGCGCGCCACGCAGGCGGCGUGUAUGUGCGGGGCAGAGGGGGGCGGGUCAGGCCAUGUGGAGGUGGGGGGCAAGCCCAGGGCGCAGGUCAAGAGGUGGCGCCAGCAACCGGAUAGAAUGACGCCCACCGACUCUCGGUCAAGGGUUGCGGGGGCUAGCGCAACGCGUGGUGUGCAGCAGGGGCGACUGGGAUGGCUGGAGUUUGAUGUGUGUGUUUGGUGGCAGUUUGGGCCACUGCUGGAACGACCACACAGCGGACGCCUGUUUGCCUCGGACGAGGUUUGGGUUCAGCCUGAGCCCAUCAUGCCAACCGGGUGAGGAGGAGUGCUUGCCUUCGCCUCCAUUUAUGACAGAUUGACACUUUGACAGGAAUGCGUGGGACCGUGCACACACGGAAGUCAUACCGUAGGUGUGUACUGUUGCUCAUCCAGUAGGUGUAUGUGCAGAUGGUUGCACGGGAUGGAUGUGUCGGACAGAAUUACGAGGUAGGAGAACACGAACCGUGCGUGUUGACGCGAAUAGGGCAGGCUUAGCGGAAAUCCACGCACGCGGAUUUGUGCGUUUCUAUGACGCCAGAGCACAGGUGGGGGGGCAGCGAGGUGGUGCGAGCAAAGUGACCGGGUGUUGCUGCGUUGGCUGCGGAGGGCGGGCACGUGACACGGCAGCAGCGCAGGCAGCCAUGCAGGUCCGCGCUUGAGGCGGAGCGACUGCAGAGUGCAGGGCGGGCAGGCACCGCAGCAGUGCGGAAUGACCCGUGUGUUGUGUUGUGUGGACUGGUAACACCGUACGAACCAGCUGCAGCCAGCUGUACAGGCGCCAGGCUGGGGAGGGGAUGCGGCCGUGCAGGGCGAGGCGUGGCCCGCUUGAAGGUGUUGCACUGCCUGGUGGCCAACACACCAGUAGUCGCCGCCACUGCCGUUGUCGGCGCAUGCGGUGCGCUGUAUGUGUCAGGCAAACAGGCGAGCAGGGUGGCACAAGGGUCAGGAGCCGGCUGGGUUGGGGAACGCGGCGCGUGGGUUCGCGGCUCUCGCGGCAGCACUCCUCGCGGUGUACACGUGCAUGUGUGUGAUGACUGUGAUCGCCUGACCGGAUGCAAUCAACUCCACC
Chlamydomonas reinhardtii is the source of this 5298-nucleotide messenger RNA. RefSeq lists its product as uncharacterized. Gene Ontology annotation, biological process: protein sumoylation. Bases 207 to 3770 code for a protein of 1187 amino acids. The transcript is spliced from 7 exons. Gene Ontology annotation, molecular function: SUMO ligase activity; zinc ion binding. NCBI's taxonomy places the organism in Eukaryota, Viridiplantae, Chlorophyta, Chlorophyceae, Chlamydomonadales, Chlamydomonadaceae. The record is from RefSeq and is a predicted model, not a curated record.